AUGGAUCCCUUGCACUUCAUUGGGGAUAAUGAGACAGGCAGGGAAUCAGCUGUCAACCAUAACAUUGAUACUGCUCUUCCAUCAGCCAUCUUUCCUGAGCCAGCUUCGGCUGAAGAUAUCACCCACACCCCCACAGUUCAGCUGUCAACUUCAAAUUCUGGAGCUGCUCCCCUCUUGACAGACACACUGCUUUCUGGAGCCACUCCCCCCUCCCCCGACACACCACCACUUACAAUUGAAGGUCCUCAUUCUGUGACCCUCCCUCCUGCAGAUGUGAAAUGGCCAGCUUGGUUUGGGAAGGCAUACACACAAUUGACAUCUGGCAAUCUUGGACGAACCUUCUUAGCAACAAUCUUGAAUUACAUUGAGUUUGAAAAGCAUACCAGCUUUGGCAUCAGAGUAGCAGGGGGUGGUUUCAAAAUUGACAAGAGGCCGAAUGAGGUGGGAUGGUGGGUUGCUUGUGGCCACAAAGUCAUGCCAAAAAUUACACUCAAGAAGCUGCCAGCAUUCGAGCAGGCAUGGUGGGCAUGGUGGAAGGGUUUGCAACCCACAGCAUGUGAGGCAGCUGAGCCUUUUGGAUGGGGAAGAUGGAUGGGCCUGUGUUUGUCAGGAGGUCUUAGUGAUGCCCUACAUAUUCCUGGCGGAUUCCAGUCAUUCUGGCAGAUUCCAGUGCCAUUCCAGUGGAAUUUACCAGCCAAAAUUUCACUCCAGCCAUGGAAUAUUGUUAUUCUGGUAAUUACACCGGAACAGUCCCUGGAAUGGAAUGGCACUGGAAUGCAGUGA
Molecule: messenger RNA, 783 nt
Organism: Laccaria bicolor S238N-H82
Lineage: Eukaryota; Fungi; Basidiomycota; Agaricomycetes; Agaricales; Hydnangiaceae
Exons: 2
Coding region: 1-783 (260 amino acids)
Source: RefSeq, a predicted model, not a curated record